GUCUCUCGCGGGGCGGGGCGAGAGCAAUGCGCAGGCGCUCUCGGCCGGGCCGGGGCGGAGGCGGUUUGAACUGCGGCGGGAGGCGGCGGCGCGGCGCGGCUGCGAUCCGGUCGUAGCGUAGCACUGAGCGCGACCGGUCAACAUGGAGCCUAUCCUGCAAGGUGUUUCAGCAUAUGUAGAAGUAUGGUCAUCCAAUAGAACAGAGAAUUAUUCAAAAACAUUUGCACAACAACUUCUGGAUAUGGGAGCAAAAGUUUCAAAAACUUUUAACAAGCAAGUGACUCAUGUAGUCUUCAAAGAAGGACAUUUGGCUACGUGGCGAAAAGCACAGAAGACUGGAGUAAAACUAGUUUCUGUACUCUGGGUGGAAAAAUGCAGAGAAGCUGGUGCCCAUGUUGAUGAAUCAUUAUUUCCUGCAAUAUAUACUAACGAAGGGUUACCCCUUCUAAUUAAAAAACACAAAUGCAUGCAGCCCAAAGACUUCAUUGAAAAAACACCAGAAAAUGAUAAAAGACUACAAAAAAAAUUGGACAUGAUGGCUAAAGAACUAGAUGUACAAAAAACAGCAACCGAAACCGAUAUACCUAUUUUAUUAUUUGAGGAUGAUGGUUCACUUGCAUAUAGCCCUACAAAUAAGAUUAAAGAUCAAUGCAGUGCAAUGGAAAAGAGAAUAAAGGACAUGAAGGAAAAAAGGGAAAAUCUUUCCCCUACCGCUUCACAAAUGUCUCAGAUAUCUACACUUAAUUCAACACAGCCUGGAUAUGGAGAGUCUCUUGGUGUCACCAGUUCUGCAAGUGCAUUGCUGCCAGAAGAACACAUCAGUGAUUCUUUAAACUCGAGUUUUGAUAUUUGGGGAAACUGUAAAUACAAAAAUCAGAAACCAGCAUCAGCUGAAAGUGAUAUUUAUGUUUCAACACCUGCAUCAGAGCAUUCUCUGUUUUCCAGCAGUGACCAAGGGAACUUAACUCCAAAAUCAUCUAACAGAAAACAUUUAAACAAAAAACUAAUUUUGCAACGCCCUCUAGAAGAUAAACUCUUUGCUAAAGAGAGAAAAUCUAAAGUCUCCCUUAACCUAAAUCAGAGUGGUGCAGAUACUCUGACUUCUGCAUUGGUUUCAACCAAAAGUUCUUUUCUCCAGGAAAAAGACUUGAGUCACACCACUCUUUCCCCCAAAAUUGUCCAAUUGGAAGCUGCUGCAGUUACCACAGGUAAUCAGUCUGAUUCAUUAGUGAGCAAUGAAGAUUCUAUUAAUAUGCAUUUGGGUGACAUAAAUAUUCCUGUUGACACAAGGGAUUGUAGUGUCAGAUACAAAAUAAGGGGAAAACCAAAAAGAGAAAAAUAUAAUAUGAAAUUGACCACAUUGGCAUUAUGUAAGAUAGGGUCUGAAAAUGAGUUUCUUCUAGCGAUGACCACACGUAACAAGUCAUCGGACAUAGAGGAAGCUUCAUAUGAAGACUUUUUUUCACCUUCUAAUUUGAAGAAAAGUGAAAUGCACGUAAGACACUUUCCUUUGCAAGUUCAGCAGAAUUCUCCAAGUGCUCCUGAAGUGAGUUGCAAAAGAGACUUUUUAAGCCACAAACAAGAUAGAUUGUUUGAAGGGUCAGAUAAACAGUGCAUUGCUGUUUCCAAAAAAAGGAAAAGAACUGUUAAGACAAGCGGUGUUUCAACAGAGAGUGACUGCAAGCUAACUGAAUGUUCCGAAAGUACAGUAAGUGUGACCUUAAACUGCACGUCAGGUGGAGUAAAUACUGAGACUGCAGAAGCCCUGGGUUCUAGCCCUCUGAAUCAACUGCAUCAAAAUGGUCAGAAAAUAACCUGCAGAACUAGUGUGAAUAGCUGCCCUCAAGCUACUGGUAAGUUGCUCCACUCAAAUGAAAAUUCAAAGAUGCAGCAUCAUGAUGCAUUAAAAAUGUUUGUGCAACUAAAUUCUGAAAUGGACUACCAUGUUGAGGGAAAACAAUGGCUUUCAGAAACUAGACUACCAGAAGAAAAUACUGCAUUGAUGGCAUCGGAUUCUUUAAAAAGUGACAAAAUAGGUGCUGUGGAGCCAAAAGAACACCCACUUACUUUUCCAGACUCUACAAAUACAGAAAAGUCAACAGGAAAAAAGAAGGAAAUCCUGCUCAAAAAAUGCAGUCCAAGUAUUGAAAAUGAAACUUCAGUAUGUGAGGCUACAGAUGGCUCUUGUGAAGUUUUUAAUGAAAACAAGAAUAAGCCUUGUGGGGAAUCAAAGAAAACUGGGAGAAUCAAAAAGCCAACAAGAACAUUAGUCAUGACAAGCAUGUCCUCUGAGAAGCAGUGUGCAAUAAUUCAGGUGAUGAAUAAACUGGGAGGCUUUUUGUUUUCGGAUGAUGUAUGUGAAACGACUACUCACGUGGUUACAGGGAGUCCUCGUCGCACCUUGAAUGUAAUGCUGGGAAUUGCCCGGGGCUGCUGGAUUGUGUGUUACGAAUGGGUACUGUGGUCUUUGGAAUGUGGACAUUGGAUUUCAGAGGAACCAUACGAACUGUCAGCCAAUUUCCCUGCAGCUCCUAUCUGCAGACUUCAACGCCACCUGUCAUCAGGAAAAUAUCAGCAGGACCUCUUUUCAAGUCAGCCUGUAAUGUUUAUAUCUCUUGCCAGUCAACCGCCAUGUGACAAGCUAAGAGAACUUGUUCAGUUGUGUGGAGGAAAAAUAUGUAAAACCCUACGUCAGGCCAAAAUCUAUAUUGGAGAAUAUUUGGGAAAGAAGCAACCUGAAAUAAAAUAUUUAUCAGAAAAAUGGAUACUAGAUUCAGUCACUCAGCACAGGAUAUGUCCUCUGGAAAACUACAUGUUCCAGCAAUGAGCGAACUCAAGAGCCUCCUUAUGGUUGUGAGAAAAUUAGUAAAGGUGUCCAGUUUUCAAUUAAGUAAGAAGCUGAACAAACAGUGAAUACAAGAUUUUAUGAAGAGACAGUAAUGGGUUUUUAAAUACAGCCAAAAGUUUGGUACAGUGUGGUGAGUCUCAUCUAAAUGUCUGUCUAAUGAAAUCCUUUGAUUAGCCUUUUGUAAUAAGGUAUUUGCCCAAUAAAAAUCCUUUUGCUUUGUA
Dermochelys coriacea (leatherback sea turtle) is the source of this 3069-nucleotide messenger RNA. It is a transcript of the gene MCPH1, whose product is annotated as microcephalin 1. The transcript is spliced from 14 exons. The record is from RefSeq and is a predicted model, not a curated record. Lineage: Eukaryota; Metazoa; Chordata; Testudines; Dermochelyidae. Gene Ontology annotation, biological process: cerebral cortex development; mitotic cell cycle. Bases 143 to 2827 code for a protein of 894 amino acids.